AUGACUGACGAACGCAAUGAUAACCUAUUUCUUGCCUCAGUUGCCUGGUUGGCAGUUGGCAGUUGGCAAGUAAUCAUUAAUCACCGUGCCAUAUCUGGAAGAUGUUUCAUUCACGUUCUUCAACAAACUGAUGAGUUCUUCUUGAGGCCGCCCUUUGUCGUCGGCAAAUAUUCAUUUCUUUUUUCUUUCUUUCUUUCUUUCUUUCUUUUCAGCAUUCAUUUCUUUUUUCCUUGCUUCUUUCUUUUCAGAUUCCAUUUCUUUUUCUUUCCUUCUUUCUUUCUUUCUAUUAAGCAUUUCUUUCUUUCUUUCUUUUCAGAUUACAUUUCUUUUACUCUCUUUCUUUCUUUCUUUCUUUCUUUCUUCAUAUUAACCAAUACCCAUAUACCCUUCUAUCUAUCUAUCUAUCUAUCUAUCUAUCUAUCUAUCUAUCUAUCUAUCUAUAUUCUCAUUAUCUAUCUAUCUAAGCUUGAUCAUCUAUCUAUCUAUCUAUCUAUCUAUCUAUCUAUCUAUCAAAUUAUUUAUUUUUACUAUCAAAUUAUUUUUUUAUCUAUCAAAUUAUUUUUUUUAUCUAUCUAUCUAUCUAUCUAUCUAUCUAUCUAUCUAUCUAUCUAUCUAUCUAUCUCAUUCUGUUCAUAUCUAUCUAUCUAUCUAUCUAUCAAAUCAUUUAUUUUUACUAUCAAAUUAGUUUUUUAUAUCUAUCAAAUUAUUUUUUUUAUCUAUCUAUCUAUCUAUCUAUCUAUCUAUCUAUCUAUCUAUCUUAUUCUGUUCAUAUCUAUCUAUCUAUCUAUCUAUCUAUCUAUCUAUCUAUCUAUCAAAUCAUUUAUUUUUACUAUCAAAUUAUUUUUUUUAUCUAUCAAAUUAUUUUUUAUCUAUCUAUCUAUCUAUCUAUCUAUAUCUAUCUAUCUAUCUAUCUAUCUAUCAAAUUAUUUAUUUUUUAUUUAUUUUAUUUAUUUAUUUAUUUUUUUAUAA
Acanthosepion pharaonis is the source of this 969-nucleotide messenger RNA. Lineage: Eukaryota; Metazoa; Mollusca; Cephalopoda; Sepiida; Sepiidae. The record is from the annotation of a GenBank genome assembly.